UAAUAGGUCUUUUGUUUUGAUCGGAACUAAGUUUAUGAAAAGGUGAAGGUUGUAAUACAGUAAACUUGACAAACCAGACAGCGUUACCGGUGAGCAAAGGGGCACCUGUGGUUAAUUAAAUAUCUUAGCUGACAUGGCAUCUGGACAACAGUCAAUAUUUAUGAAACAACUCAAGGAAAUGACCCUAGUUGUGGGUGGAGGGCUGGGACUGUUUGCAGGAUCUCAGAUCUACACAGGGAAUGAGCGAUUCUACAGGGACUAUGUGAUGCCAUGUCUAUCUCGCUGCCUGGACCCAGAGCGGGCCCACGAUCUUGCUGUCCUUGUGGCCAAACAUGGCAUGGUGCCUAAACAGAAAGCUCCGGAUCCUCCAUGUUUGCACACCACGGUCUGGGGAAGGGAGUUCUGCAACCCAGUCGGCCUGGCAGCAGGGUUUGACAAGGACGGGGUGGCAGUGGACGGCAUGUUAAAGGCGGGGUUUGGGUUUGUGGAAGUCGGGAGCGUUACACCACAACCACAGCCUGGCAACCCAAAACCAAGACUGUUCCGACUGAUGGAGGACAAGGGGGUUAUUAAUAGGUUUGGGUUCAACAGUGAUGGCCAUGCAGCAGUGAGUAAAAGACUACAAGCAAGGAAAGACCACACCACUUCAGAUGCACCCUACCAACCCUACAUAUCCGAAGAACGCAAUAUGUUAAAUAUAAAUAUGUGGACGGACACACAGAGUCCGGAAACUACAAAGAUUCUUUCCAAAAGUGGAUCUGGCAUAGUGGGUGUUAACCUUGGAAAAAAUAAGACAUCCCCCAGCCCUAUAGAUGAUUACGUAGAAGGCCUAAAAGAGUUUUCUCCCUUGGCUGAUUACCUCGUUAUCAACGUCUCUAGUCCAAACACGCCUGGUCUCCGGAGUAUGCAAGGAAAGGAGCAGCUUGAAGAGCUUAUAUCUCGGGUUUCUGAAGAAAGGAAGUCCAUGAAAAGCGAGCGCCAGCCUCCACUGCUGGUAAAGAUUGCUCCCGAUCUCAGUGAGGCUGAUAAGAAAGACAUUGCUGAGGUGGUGAUGAAAGUACCGGGUAGGAUAGAUGGUCUUAUAGUCAGCAACACAACCGUAUCCCGGCCUGAUAGCCUUCAGAGCUGUAACAAGGAGGAGCAGGGGGGCCUGAGUGGGGAACCAUUACGACAACUUGCCACACAGACCCUGGCUGAUAUGUACAGGCUUACAAAUGGGCAAGUGCCCAUCAUAGGUGCUGGUGGGGUGGCCAAUGGAGCCGAUGCCUAUGAGAAAAUACGGGCAGGUGCCAGUCUGGUGCAGCUCUACUCCGCGCUGGUGUACCAGGGUCCACCGGUCGUCACUCGCAUCAAGAGGGAGCUAGCAGAACUCUUGCAGCGUGAUGGACUCACAAGCGUGUCACAAGCCGUGGGAGCAGAUGUAAAGGAUGUGAAGUCAUAGCAGUAUUGGACUAGUUAUAUAGCACAAGACUAUCAGAGUGUAAGGUGCGCUGACAGCAAAUGCCACACAUAAGCUGUCAAAAAAAAUAUCACUAUCAUGAAUAUCACAUUGUGAAAGACACUGUUCUAUGGUGAAUGAUGUAAUGACCUUUACUGACUUGAUCAUUUUAUCGAGGGAUAGAACUUAGUAAAAUGACAUUUAAUUUUGAUACACAUGUAUAUUGAAUAUUGCUAAUAUUUAUUAUAUUAAGUAUUGAAUUCGCAAUCGAUCUUCAUGGAAUUUUGCAUUUGCCCCAGUUUAUUUUAACUCUCAUUAGCCAACUUGCUAGUGCAAGUUAAAAGACUACAUGUAUGAGUGGCAUCGAUGUUUAUAAUGUUAUUUUGUAAUUUCAUGUCCUUAAAUAAAAUGGAAAUACUUA
Molecule: messenger RNA, 1859 nt
Organism: Dreissena polymorpha
Lineage: Eukaryota; Metazoa; Mollusca; Bivalvia; Myida; Dreissenidae
Product: dihydroorotate dehydrogenase (quinone), mitochondrial-like
Exons: 10
Coding region: 134-1441 (435 amino acids)
Biological process (GO): 'de novo' pyrimidine nucleobase biosynthetic process; pyrimidine ribonucleotide biosynthetic process
Cellular component (GO): cytoplasm; mitochondrial inner membrane
Molecular function (GO): dihydroorotate dehydrogenase activity
Source: RefSeq, a predicted model, not a curated record